Messenger RNA from Stegodyphus dumicola, 998 nucleotides. Its product is annotated as tRNA (carboxymethyluridine(34)-5-O)-methyltransferase alkbh8-like. Lineage: Eukaryota; Metazoa; Arthropoda; Arachnida; Araneae; Eresidae. Gene Ontology annotation, biological process: tRNA methylation; tRNA wobble uridine modification. Gene Ontology annotation, cellular component: cytoplasm; nucleus. Gene Ontology annotation, molecular function: S-adenosylmethionine-dependent methyltransferase activity; tRNA (5-carboxymethyluridine(34)-5-O)-methyltransferase activity; tRNA binding. The record is from RefSeq and is a predicted model, not a curated record.
CCUCCUUGUCCACAUCAUUUUAUACUAAUGUUUCUGUGCAGGAUUCUGUGAAGCAGUUUGUACCAUCUAAACUCAUUUCGAUAACACCAAUAACAAAACAGUAAAUAAAUCGAAAAACGUGUAAUUUGAAGUUUAAGCAUCGAUGUAAUGUGAAUUAUGGAUUUAAAAGCUACCAAGAAAGCAGCUCGUAAAUUAAAGCAUUGUGAAAAAAUUCUGUUAAAACAUGAAAAUGUGAAACUUUCUUUGAUUCCAUCUAAUAGCCUUUUCAUCGGAAAUGGAGGUUUAGGCUGUGGCAUUCAGAGAGAAUUUCUGACAGAUCUCUUUAGCUGUUAUGGUGCACUAGAAGAUAUUGUGUUAUUACCUGAUAAACCAUAUGCAUUUGUUGUAUACAAAAAAACAGAAGAUUCUGAGAAAGCGUUUGCAUCUCUUCAUGGCCAGAAGCAAAAAUCAGGGCAUAUGUUUUACAUAUCAUAUAUUAAUAGAUCUGAUGUUCCUCAAUACAAUGCUACAUAUAGCUGUUGGCCAAAAGGACUUGUUUUAAUGGAAGAUUUUAUUACACCUGAAGAAGAAUUUAAAAUGCUCUCUGUAUUUAGUUUUGAGGACUGUAAUGAUAAGGCUGUUUUGAAGCACAGAAAAGUGAAGCAUUAUGGUUAUGAAUUUAUUUAUGGGAGCAACAAUAUUGAUAAAAACAAAUGUCUGGAUUCAAAAAUCCCUACUAUCUGUAUGCCUCAUUUAGAAAAAUUAGUUGCCCUAGGUUAUAUUCCAAGAGUUCCAGAUCAACUUACUGUCAACCACUAUUUACCUGGGCAAGGUAUUCCUCCACAUGUCGACACACAUUCCGCUUUUGAAGAUGGAAUUAUUUCUCUAAGUUUAGGUUCUCAGGUUGUUAUGGAUUUUUCCAGUCCUGAGCAUGAAGUUGUACCUGUUUUUCUCCCUAGAAGAAGUGUCCUUAUAAUGUUAGGAGAAAGCCGUUAUAAGUGGAAACAUGGGUAAUUUAA